AUGCGCAAUACCAGACACCAUGGGGCCACAGCUGGGCGCCGUGUAGCUGCUUCAGCCCACGACACAACCGUGGCCACCAUGGCACUCCAUGCUCCUUUUCGAACUGAUUCAAAGAGGACACGCGCCCCCUCCCCUCCGCCCCUCGAACGAUUCAAGGGGUUAUAUAGAUUACAGGUUUGGUACAGAUUGUAUUCUUUAUUGUAUUAUGAACUUUCUCUUGCACCUUGGUUCGUUUUGAUAAUUUGGAGGAGAACUGAAGAGUUUGGAGCGUUAGUGAUCGUGAGAAAAAAAUCCAGAAUAAUUAGAAUGAUGAAAAUAGCUAACAGAUAA
Molecule: messenger RNA, 330 nt
Organism: Heterotrigona itama
Lineage: Eukaryota; Metazoa; Arthropoda; Insecta; Hymenoptera; Apidae
Source: the annotation of a GenBank genome assembly